AUGUCAGCGCCAUCCAAGAGUAACACCAACAGCACUAACAACACAGGCCUGUCUGCUAUGGAGCAGCUAGAAAAGGCUGCACAAAAGCUGACAUUAUACUCGCGGGCGUUGCGAGAACAGCUCGCCUGCCUUCGUGAAGAGGUCGCAGUCGAAAAGCAAGCGGUUUUGACAUCCGAGAAUGACGUGACUGAAUCGACAGCACGACUGCAAGAGAUUGAAGGACUGAUGGCUAAGCUCCAGCUAGAAAUAAACGUUCUACUUGUCUUGCCACCCUCGCGUGAUGAUGGCAGUUUGGCUGCACGCCAGCAAGAACACGAAGAGCUCGAAGAAGAACGUCAAGAAGAACUCGAGCUGCUCGUUCACAUUCGUAACAUGCUACAAAUGCAUCAAAAUACACACGAUAAGAUGCAACGUAUGAUUGCUGCAAUUACCAAGGAACUUCAUCGCGUGCGUCAACGAGAGGAGGUUGUUGUCCUCGCUACUCUACGUAGUCGCAUCGUCAAAGUUUCUGCACUUAAGUUUUAG
Plasmopara halstedii is the source of this 525-nucleotide messenger RNA. RefSeq lists its product as uncharacterized. Bases 1 to 525 code for a protein of 174 amino acids. Lineage: Eukaryota; Oomycota; Peronosporomycetes; Peronosporales; Peronosporaceae. The record is from RefSeq and is a predicted model, not a curated record. The transcript has a single exon.